Molecule: messenger RNA, 2759 nt
Organism: Syngnathoides biaculeatus (alligator pipefish)
Lineage: Eukaryota; Metazoa; Chordata; Actinopteri; Syngnathiformes; Syngnathidae
Gene: clptm1l
Product: CLPTM1 like
Exons: 18
Coding region: 250-1893 (547 amino acids)
Cellular component (GO): membrane; endomembrane system
Source: RefSeq, a predicted model, not a curated record
CCAACCAGGAAGUGAAUACCGGAUGCAGCGUAAACCCACAUCACGCUACAGAACAGAAAGUGUAAUUUUGUUUGCGCUCUUGAAUGGAAGGGCGGCUGGAAAGGGGUCAAGUCUGCUUAAUGUUUGGACUCGCACCCAAGGCCCUUGCAGCGGGUGUUUAAGGAGACCAUGUCGUUGCGCUGUGGUUAGUUGGGAUCCAGUUUGAUAUGGCCCAGCCGUGCAACUAGGCCAGGAACACAUCGAACCGCCAUGUUCCUGAAGUCGUCAUUCACCACCCUGGUGGUGGGUGUGUUUGUGGUGUAUGUGGUCCACACCUGCUGGGUGAUGUACGGGAUUGUGUACACCAAACCCUGCGAGCAGCCCGGCAGCAGCGAGUGCAUCAUGCCUUUCCUGGCAGGUGCCCCCAAGCUCCAGGUGAGCAUCUAUACGGCCCUGCGGCCCAAUGCGGAUGGGGGACACACCCUCAUCUACAAGGAGGAGAAUUUUAACAUUAAAGAAAAGUUCGAGAGGACUGUCAACGUCUCAUUACCCAAGAAGACUCGUAACAACGGGACUCUGUACGCGCUGGUGUUCGUCCACCAGACUGGCGUCAACCCGUCGCAAGACCCGCGCCAGGUGCAUCUGGUGGCCCAGCUCACCACCUACAUGGUGCCCAAGCCCCCCGAAAUCUCCCUCAUUUCCCGAGAGGACCAGACCCAGAGCAUCACAGAAGAAGCCCACCCGACCAAAAGACGGAAAGGAGGAGGCGAGGGGGGAGGAUUGUCAGAUCAGCCCGUCUCACACUGGCGCUCCCGCCUGACGCUCAACAUCGUGGACGACUAUUUUGUUUUCGACAAGGAACACCUUCCAAGUGACAUACGCCGCUACCUCCGAGUGUUUCAAAGUGGCCAAAAGACGAUGUACCUACCUCUGCUCUUUGUAGAUGAACUCAGCAACCGAGUCAAGGAUCUGCUGGAGAUAAACAGUACCACGCUGGAGCUCCCACUUACCAUUUCCUAUGAACCCAUCUCCUUGGGAAGACUCAGGUUCUGGAUCCACAUGCAGGACGCCGUCUACUCCCUCCAACAGUUUGGAUUCACGGAGAAGGACGCUGACGAGAUUAAAGGGAUCUUCACUGACACCAAUCUGUACUUCCUGGCUUUGACCUUCUUCGUGGCUGCCUUCCAUCUGCUUUUUGACUUCCUGGCCUUCAAGAAUGACAUCAGCUUCUGGAAAGAGAAGAAAAGCAUGGUGGGGAUGUCAAGCAAAGCGGUGCUCUGGCGAUGCUUCAGCACCAUUGUGAUCUUCCUCUACUUGUUCGACGAGCAAACCAGCCUGCUGGUCCUCAUCCCCGCCGGCAUCGGCGCUGUCAUUGAGGUGUGGAAAGUGAAGAAGGCUUUUAAGAUUCAGGUGUUUUGGAAAAAAGGAAAACCUACAUUUUUGUUUGGCAAGUUAGACGAGUCAGAGAAAAGAACAGGAGAGUACGACACUCAGGCCAUGAAGUAUCUCUCGUACCUUCUCUACCCGCUGUGCUUGGGAGGAGCCCUGUAUGCGCUGAUAUUCCUGCGAUACAAGAGUUGGUACUCGUGGCUCAUCAACAGUAUGGUGAAUGGUGUCUAUGCAUUCGGCUUCCUCUUCAUGCUUCCUCAACUAUUCGUCAAUUAUAAAUUGAAGUCAGUGGCCCACCUACCAUGGAAAGCUUUUAUGUACAAGGCAUUCAACACCUUCAUCGAUGAUGUGUUUGCCUUCAUCAUCACCAUGCCGACGUCCCACCGACUAGCCUGUUUCCGAGAUGACGUGGUCUUUCUCGUUUACCUCUACCAGCGAUGGCUCUACCCAGUGGACAAGACGAGAGUCAACGAAUAUGGAAUUUCGUACGAUGACAAACCCAAAGGGAAAGUGCACAAGGACUAAAAAAUGACGAGGCGGGCAAGUGAAGGAACAUCAAAAAUCCUUACUUAAUUGUAAAAAAAAAAAAAAAAAUUACCAGGAUUUUUUUUCUCAAAAGUUGAGGAAUAUUUUUUGAGAGGAUUUUAGAAAACAGCAUUUUGUAAUUUUGUUUAUGCCUUUCAAUUGUGUUGCGUCCCAUCAAAAUUUUCCAUACAUUUUUUUUUCCCCCCCGUCUUCAUAUCAGGGUGUCACUUAAAGGUCAGAGGACAAAGGGGUUGAAAAUGUUCUUUAACUCUAGAACCUUAUAACAUGCCACAUCUGCCAUUUCACAGUGAUUAUAGAGCAGAUAUACAAUAGGAUGGAUAAAUAUGUCUCAGAAUGGACCUUCUAUUAAUCUCGCAGCCGCCACAGUGCAGCGGCGAAGCUCAAUAUGCAGAAUAAAAACCUUAUUUUCGCUAAACCACACUUGACAACUUGCUAGAAGUGGUGUUCCUGUAUUAAAUAACUUAAGCAAUGCAAAUAUGAAUUUGAACUGACCCCAUAACAUCUUUGACCUCUGACCCUUAAUUCCAUUUUGCACAAGUGUUUAACAUAAGGAAACUGCAUUCAUCGGUGCCAAAUGUGAUAGGAAUUUUCUGAAUGUUACUCUGUCAGGUGUUUUUAAACGGGCACUGAAGUGGACAAAGUAUUACUACACAUUUGUCACACAUUAUAUUCCCUUACGUUUUUCUAAUGUGACUUCUUUUUUUGUUUUUUGGUCUUUCAUGGAUUCUCUCAAACUGCAGGGUUUCACUUCUGGUACCAGUGCAAAAUUUUGGGCACAGGGGUGUUAAUUGUUUUGUUUGAUGUUGUGAUUAUUUGAGAUGUAAUAAACUGACUGAAUAUGUAAA